Myzus persicae (green peach aphid) is the source of this 4610-nucleotide messenger RNA. RefSeq names its product semaphorin-5A (gene Sema5c). Gene Ontology annotation, molecular function: chemorepellent activity; semaphorin receptor binding. Bases 250 to 3369 code for a protein of 1039 amino acids. The transcript has 14 exons. NCBI's taxonomy places the organism in Eukaryota, Metazoa, Arthropoda, Insecta, Hemiptera, Aphididae. Gene Ontology annotation, biological process: axon guidance; neural crest cell migration; negative regulation of axon extension involved in axon guidance. The record is from RefSeq and is a predicted model, not a curated record.
AACGUGGCCCCAGUCUCGUACCGACGUCCGCGCCGACCGCUCGUUCUUCGUGCCGUGUGAUACAGCCUCUGUCUGUUGCUGCUGCUGCUGCUGCUGCUGGUGUGCGCGUCGCGAGUGCAUUUUGUUUUCGCAUUUCGUUUUGCCGUCGUGAAUAUUCUCCAGUGCUGCACGUAUCUAGUUUUCCGGAUUACUGAAUAAUGUCCGCAAGCCGGUAGUAACGCAGGACUUACAAAAAGACAAAACAAAAUUAUGCUGUUCCUUAUAUUUUUGGUGGUCGCAUGCGUCAAUGGUCACCAAACCGAACCAGGACACCAUGUUAUACCGUAUAAAGAUGUGAUGUCGACGGCCGACACGUUUUCGGAAGACGGAGUGACAUCGUAUUCGCAGCUGUUGUUCGACAUCGCCAGAAAACAAGUGGUAGUCGGUGCGAGAGACAACAUAUACCGUCUGGACCUGGACGAUUUGAAAAAGAUCGAGGCCGCACGAUGGCCAGCCGCUGAAGAAAAGGUGCAGCUAUGUCUGGUGAAAGGCCAAAGUGUCGACGACUGUCACAAUUACGUCAAAGUACUACUGUCCACUGGAAAACGGCUGUUCGCAUGCGGCACCGGAGCUUUUUCACCACAGUGCACGUGGAGAGAGAUGGAAAAUGCCAACAGCGUGACCGACACAGUGCGUGGGGUAGGCAAGUGUCCGUACAGUCCGCUGUCCAAUAUUACAGCCAUGAUCACGCUCAACGGCCAGUACUUUGCCGGUAGUCCGAUGGACUUUUCGGGCGCAGACUCGGCCAUUGUCCGGGACCUGGGAGCUUCGUACCUGCGGACGAAGAACUAUGAUGCCAAGUGGCUGAACGAACCACAGUUUGUCGGAUCGUUUGAGACCGACGCCUAUGUCUACUUUUUGUUCAGAGAAAGUGCAGUGGAGUACAUAAACUGUGGAAAGAAGGUGUACUCGAGAAUUGCUAGGAUGUGCAAAAACGAUGUUGGUGGACAAACUAUGCUACGAGACAAUUGGACCACGUUCAUUAAGGCCCGUUUAAACUGUUCUUUACCGGGUGACUAUCCGUUUUACUUUGACGAGAUUCAAGGUAUGACUUAUCUACCGGAUGAAGGAUUGGUGUAUGCUACAUUUACUACACCAAGCAAUGGUAUAGCUGGAUCGGCAGUAUGUAGUUUUAACCUUACCGCUAUUAACGCAGCAUUUAAUGGACCGUUCAAACACCAAGCCAGCGUCGGUUCGGAAUGGGUACGAUAUAACCCACCACAUCAACUCAACCACGGACAUUGCCAACGACAGGAUCCAAAUCAGAUACUUGACUCGUCGAGAUACCAACUGAUGGACAACGCAGUACAGCCGACCACGAUGGAUCCACUAUAUUACAAGCCCUUGGAGAUUCUAACACACAUUGCUGUCGACGUCGUACCAACUAAACCACACGGAUCUUUGAAAGUCUUGUACGUGGCUACGACCCAAGGGACAGUGAAAAAGAUUACUAUUCUACCGAAGUCUUCGGUCACAUGCACACUGGAGGAAUGGAACAUAUUCCCCGAGGACUCCGGUUCCCAGAUCAUGGCGUUGCAUUAUCUGAAAGUCACUGACUCGAUAUACGUGGGCACUCGUGAUCGGGUGUUGAAAAUACCGGCCCAGCACUGCGGUCGUCACCGGAGCAAGGAAGCGUGCAUGAACGCGAUGGACCCCUAUUGCGGAUGGAACGAGCACGUCGACAAGUGCCAACCACCGACAAACGGUAACAUCAUGGAACACAAUUGGCGACAAGACGUUACCAAGUGUCCGGACCGGUCGAGGCCGAUCGACGGUGGUUGGUCCAGCUGGUCGACAUGGGCUGCGUGUACGCAAAACGUUAACGGCAAAGAGUCCGCCGACCAAUGCUUGUGCUCGAGCAGAACGUGCACGAACCCCGAACCCAAGUACCACGGGGCCGAUUGCCAAGGUCCCACCAUACAGGUGACUAAUUGCACCGUACACGGACAAUGGUCGGCUUGGUCGGACUGGUCUGCGUGUACGCAAAGUUGCGGUUCCGCCGUGAAAGUCAGAAAGAGGACUUGUGGAAAUCCGGCGCCGGCAUUUGGCGGUCGGGUGUGUGUAGGACGGGACACCGAUGAAAUGUUUUGCCAUUCGAACCCACCUUGCCCAGUUUCACCACCAGUCGUUAAAGAACCGGGAUGGAGCACCUGGGGCUCGUGGAGCAAAUGCUCGGCCAAGUGCGGUGGAGGCAUUCGACAAAGGUCGCGUUACUGUAACAACCCACCGCCACAGGAAGGGCAGGAUUGCAUCGGGUGUUCCGAGGAGUACGAACUGUGUAACCAGAAACCGUGCACGGAUAGCAUAAAAAAGAUUUCGGCGUGGUCGCCGUGGGUGUCGGCUGGCAAUGGUACUCAUAAAAGAUACAGAUUCUCGUGCAGAACGCAGCCGGACAUUUCGGCUUUAAGCAUUAUGCAGGACAAAGAAGAAAAUAGAUUGUGCCAAGAUGGGUCGUGUCACAGACUCGAUCAACCGUCGGAUUUAGAAGACUCGUGGUCAGAAUGGUCACCCUGGUCACCGUGUUCUGCUGAUUGUGGUGGUGGUGUACAAGUGAGGACUCGAACCUGUGAAGGCCCAUUGGAUAAUUGUGAGGGGCAAACCACAUUUACCAGGGCUUGUAAUACACAACCAUGCAAAGGAGAAUGGAGUUGUUGGACAGACUUCAGUGAAUGUUCUGUGACCUGUGGUGAAGGCGUCAGAACUCGCAAGCGCAAUUGUCUGCUGAAGGGUAUGUCCACUGAUGGAUGCGAUGGCCCUUACGUAAGCCAAGAACCGUGUUACGCGCCUUGUCAUGACAUAGAUAUGGGCUGGGAAGACUGGUCCGAGUGGUCAGUUUGCGAUAAGGACAACCAGAAACAUCGCACACGAAAAUGUAUUUCUGACCGUUGUUUGGGACCUGACAUCGAAUCUAUUCCUUGUUUUGAGACAAACGAGAUCGUGAGUUCGAGUGGCUCCACUCUGCUGGUGUGCCUGCUGUCCUUUUUGGCGGGCGCCCUGGUGGCCGGCGCCGCGUUCUGCGCGUGGCAGAGGCGCAGGAAGCCGAAGUUGCCCAGCAGUCCGCACUACAUCACCACCAAGCAGAACCCGUACGUGACGGUGCCGAUGAAAGAGUACCGCGCGCCGGCCAAGCGGACGCCGUCGUUCACCAAGCCGACCACAGUCGGCGCGCAACACCACGGCAACGGUACCGCGGCCACCGGUACGCUGCCCAGGCUGUUCAACAAGCCAGCCGACUACGAGACGGCCACCAUCAAGCGGAACAGCCACAGCCUGGUCAACGGGCACGCGAUGCGCAACCGCCCCGAUUUGGAACAGGAAAAGUUUUUCUAACCAGCUGCACCGUUGAAUUAUCAUAAUAUUAUUAGACGCGAACAUCGCCAAUCGCCAUAAUUACGAUUAUUAUUGUAUCGAUCAUCAACUUCCCUAUCGCGGGCUGACUGUUUAAACCGCAACGCCACAGAAUUCCGUGACGCGUUCAUUGCAUUUAUGCGCGGAAGAAUUCAGUGUUAGUUCAACCCUCUCCGGAAAUCGUCCGUGUUUCCGGAUUUAUUAUUUUUUUUUUUAAUGUCAUCCGAUUGUUCGGAUUUUCGAAUGUCCUGAUAAUAAUAUUAAACCAGUGCUGAUAUCGGCUACUGGUGCUCGUUAUUGCUAGUCAUUACAAUUUUUUACUUUCGACGACUUCCUUGCGGACGUAACUAAUUUAACACGUGAUAUUGGUAACCGAUACAAUUAUUGACUUAAUAUUAUAUUUCUAAAAUAAUUGAUAAAAAUCUAUUUCUAUAUUAUUAUUUCGUAUUGACUAACGAUCAAUGUGCAUCACACUAUCUUCAGUCUGCGUUUGAUUUCAAUAAUAUAAUAUAUUAAUAUAUUAUAAUGAUCAUAAUUUUUGUUAUUAAAUCAAAAAAUUUUCUAACUAUUGUAUACAAAUUAUACAAACGGUUCACUCGUUUUUUUUUUAUAUACAACCGAAGACUGCGUAAAACCGCGACGCAUAGCCUGUUGUCGUAUGUUACAUCCAUUAUUGCCUUACUCUGUUAAUUAUAAAUUAUAUUGGACUUGAAAAGAAAAAAAUAUCACAUGAAAUAUAUUAUUCAGUAUUGUAUAUUUAUAUAUUUUUUUAAUAAUUUGAAGUGUAAGUUUAAGUUGUUACGUAAGUGCGCAGAAUGGUGGAUUAGAAUCGUUUUUUAACCAUUCAUAUUAUUAUAUUAUGUCGUAUGAAAUCUAUUUUAUAUUAUUGUACAGUGUAAACCUACCUACUUAAAAAUAAUGUGUGUCUACUUCAAGACGUGUCGAAUCAGUUGUGUGAUCAGAUUUUUGUAAUGGGGGGAGGUUUAUUCAUUUUCGAUUAUUCUCAGACCACGUUAUAUAGCGGUAAAUAUACUCUCAUUGCCCUAUCAUAUAUUUUAUAUGACAAAAAUAAGUCAAAGGGAGAAGAUAUGAACCCUCCUUGAGCACCCACCUGUGCCGAAUAAUAGUUUUUUUUUAAUUUCAUAGAGGUAGGUACAUUAUAAUUUAUAAAUUAACGAUUUUCAAAACACUGAUGAAUUAUACUAUGUUUUUGUUGCUAACAA